AGGUAAACAUAACGCUACCAGCUGCUUGAACAAUUUGUACGCGUUCGUGUUGCCGUGGUCAGCCGGAACAAUCGAAUCAAUUGUUGCUGCUGUGCACGUGCCUAUUUCUCGCCGUCGAAACCGACCGCACAUAACACAUCGCCUAACCCCACCCACCGGAAGGCAAUACAAUGGUGAAGCUGUAUGCACUCAGCGUGUUCUACAAAGCCCCUACCGAGGCGCGGCUACUGAAAUCGUCUUACGACUUGCAGAGCUUUUCAUUCUUCCAGCGUGGUUCGGUGCAGGAGUUCAUAAGCUUCGCCAGCAAGACGCUUGUCGAACGAACUCAAGCUGCAACCCGGCAAUCGGUAAAGCAGGACGUCUACAUCUGCCAUGUGUACGUGCGGGCAGAUAAUUUGGCGGGUGUGCUGAUCGCAGACCAUGAAUACCCACAGCGUGUUGGCCACACGCUGCUGACGAAGGUGCUCGACGACUUCUCUGUCAAGGUAAGCGCCGAACUGUGGCCCGUAACAACGAACGAAGCAACCAUCCAGUUCGGUACGCUACCGGCGACACUCAGCAAAUACCAAGAUCCUCGCGAAGCCGACGCACUGACACGCAUGCAGGAGGACCUGGACGAGACGAAGAUCAUUCUGCGCAACACGAUCGAGUCCGUGCUGGACCGGGGUGAGAAGCUGGACGAUCUGGUGUCAAAAUCGGAAUCACUCUCGAUACAGAGUAAGGCAUUCUACAAGACGGCGAAAAAGACCAACUCGUGUUGCAACUUUGCUUAGGCGAUUGCAUCAAACACAUCGAGCGCCCGUCGAGAAAACCCACCUGUGUAGCAGGGCACGUAGCGUUCAGGGUAGCCGAGAUCUGGGGAUGAGAUUUUAAAGGUCGCGUUUUUUUGCCUUUUUUCGUUUUAAGGAGAUUAGGAACACGGCUGAGUGGCGCGAUUUUACCAUGCACGAGAAGCCGGGCUUUUACUUCAAACCAGUAUGAAAUGUAAAGUACCCUGUUCGUCAGGUGCACGGUACUUGCAUGAUAUUGUUCCACUAAAACAGUUCACUUCCUGUUGUCCUUUGACCACAGCAGCCAGGCACUUUGUAUCGAUUUCGAAACGGAUGUGCGAUAUUUUCACGCAAUUGUUUCUACUUAACUAUGAUUCAAAAACUCGUGAACAAGAUAAAGCCUCGUGAAGCUUCUUGCUUGUAUAGUUUAGCUGCAUUUGCAAUGCACGGGUCUAGUGGUGCCUGUCGAUGGAAAAUCUUUCCCGUCGGUGCAGUAUGGCCUAUGUUUAGACGGUUUUUAUCCACGAACGUUCGAACGGGGAAAUAAUCAAUUUUGGCAGUGUGAACCGCAAGCUGUUCUAAACCAAAUGUUAACAAUAAGACACCAGCAACGUGCUGUGAUUACAAUAUCGCACUCGAUUGAGGUCGCAUUUUUCUUUAAAGGUCCAUCGAGCAUGCAUUACGAACUCUCCCAAUAACACGCUGUAUUCGGACCGCGCCAGGAAGGUCCUGCCGACGAUGAAUUAAAUAUGAUCAAACGAAAAAUUCCCACUAUACGCUAUUAAUGUGUGUUGGCGAGGUGUAGAACUGUUAUUAUACCUUAAAUGUAAUCGUAUAACUAUUAACAUUAAAUAAUCGAUAUUGGUGAACGUGAUGUAAGCGUGAAUAAACAAUAUUCUCUCGCAGAAAUGAUUGUUUUAUGGGCUGUUCCACAUAA
Messenger RNA from Anopheles nili, 1707 nucleotides. It is a transcript of the gene Ykt6, whose product is annotated as synaptobrevin homolog YKT6. Bases 171 to 773 code for a protein of 200 amino acids. Gene Ontology annotation, biological process: endoplasmic reticulum to Golgi vesicle-mediated transport. NCBI's taxonomy places the organism in Eukaryota, Metazoa, Arthropoda, Insecta, Diptera, Culicidae. Gene Ontology annotation, molecular function: SNAP receptor activity. The transcript has 2 exons. Gene Ontology annotation, cellular component: Golgi apparatus; membrane. The record is from RefSeq and is a predicted model, not a curated record.